Molecule: messenger RNA, 843 nt
Organism: Cydia amplana
Lineage: Eukaryota; Metazoa; Arthropoda; Insecta; Lepidoptera; Tortricidae
Product: alpha-(1,3)-fucosyltransferase C-like
Exons: 2
Coding region: 1-843 (280 amino acids)
Cellular component (GO): membrane
Molecular function (GO): fucosyltransferase activity
Source: RefSeq, a predicted model, not a curated record
AUGGAGUCGGCGGACUACCAACCAGUUUGCGAUUCCAAGUAUGAUAACUUUUUCAAUUUGACAGCGACAUACAAACUGAACUCCGAUAUACCAUUUACUUAUAUGGCCACUAAGAACAAAGAGGGUCAAGUUGUGGGUCCUAAAAGAGAUAUGACGUGGGUGGAACCCAUGGCUGAAGUAGAUGAAGUCUUAAGGGAGAAACUGAGUAAAAAAACUAAAGCAGUUGCUUGGUUCGGAUCUCUUAACUGCACAACUAGAAGUAAAAGGCAAAAGUACGUCCAAAAACUACAGGAAGUGUUAAUGAAUUACAAUCUGACUGUUGAUAUCUAUUCGAACAAGGAAGGACUUGAAUGUGAACCUUUCAUAUGCCCCUUGGAAAAACCCAACGAGUGCGACGAGAUGCUUGAGAGAGAUUACCACUUCUAUUUGUCGUUUGAAAAGUCUUUUACGGAGGACUUAGCUUCUAGAGAUUUGAUGAAGCCGCUACUUACCCUCACCGUGCCGAUAGUAUUGGGUGACGCAAAUUACUCCAGUUUCAUGCCGCCUGGAUCCUAUAUAGAAGCGCCACGGGAGCUCCGAAAUAUGAAGAAACUGGCGCGUACCAUCGCUGACCUUAUCGGAACACCCAAGUACUACGACUUUUUCCGGUGGAAGAACUACUACAGUUACUCGCUGCCUAACAAACAUUGCUCACUCUGCACCGCCCUCAACAAUGAAGAUGUCAUGGGGACUCAUAAAGUGUACCAGGACAUCAGAGGAUGGUGGUAUCCUAAUUAUGAGGAUAGGUGUCGUAAAAUCAAAGAAAAAAUGAUAGAAGAGAUGAAGAAAGAUGGAACAAUAUAG